AUGUCGUACGACGUGGGCGCGACAUUUCGCGGUGAGAACUGCGACGAGUGCGUGUGCAAGCUCGGCGGCGUCACCGACUGCAAGCCCGUCAAGGAGUGCAAGUGUGCCCCGACCUUGGUGCCCAAACUGGUACCCAAACCGUCUUGCGAGUGCUUCUGCGAGCCGUGCCCUCCUGGCACCAGGAUCUGUCCCACCAGCAAGUUAUGCCUGGCGCUGGACAAGUGGUGCGACGGCCUGCAAGACUGCCCUGAUGAUGAGAAGGAAUGCUCCACCACCACCAUAACCACGCCCAAACCGACGACAUUGGAGCCGACGAUUGUGACUACCGUUCAGCCUACGGUCAGCUUCACUGCUGCUACGAAGACUGAAAUCAGUACUACGCCUAAACCGCUAGUGUGCCCAGUAGUAGAGUGUCCUCCGAACUACAUCGUCCGCUACACCACUCCUUCCAGCCACUCCCGCUCCUACACGUCUGACAUCCCGCCGCCGCGUCCGAGGUACUCCUACCAGCGGUACCAGCAAGGAGGGUACGCUAAAGGCGGGUACGCCAAAGGAGGGUACUCGAAGGGAGGGUAUUCUAAAGGCGGGUACUCGAAAGGAGGCUUCUCUAAGGGCGGAUACAAUCCUGUAUUACCAACAUCGCAACCAAACCAGGCGUUUACUCUCGACAAGCCAACCCUUAACCCAGCUCAAGACCUGAAGAAGCAGGAGUGCCCUCAGUUCAAGUGUGUCCCGCAGCUGCCGCCGCCGCCGCGGCCGGGCUCCACGCCGGCGCCGCUCGUCUGCUCGGCGCCCGCCUGCCCGCCGCGCUACUCGCUGCGGCUGGACGCCGGCUCAUGCGGCCCGCAGCGGCCGGGCUCCACGCCGGCGCCGCUCGUCUGCUCGGCGCCCGCCUGCCCGCCGCGCUACUCGCUGCGGCUGGACGCCGGCUCAGUAGCGCCGCAUGAGUGCCCGCAAUACUCAUGCGUGCCGCCGCCUGAAAGACUUGCCUUCUGCAACGUGACGGAGCGCGCUGUGAGCACGUUCGACGGCGCCGACUACAAGUAUGACCUCUGCUUCCACAUUCUGGCCAGGGACAACCGGUUCGAUGCCUGGAGUGUGCUGGUCCGCAAGAAGUGCCGCCUCGACGGCUGCCAGAACGAAUUAAUCGUGCACCAAGACGACCAGCUCAUCAAGGUCAAACCAAACCUCAUGAUCGAGUACGACAACUACGAGUAUACCGUCGAACAGACCACCAAGAUUUGCUUCCAGAAGAACAGUUUCGAUGUGGCCAAGCUCGGGAAUGGACUGUCCAUCAAGUCGAGGCGAUACAACUUCACUGUGCUCUACAAUACGGAUGGGGACAUCAAGAUUGGAGUAUCCAAAAAGUACAUGGGUACGGUAGACGGUCUCUGCGGCGCUUUCGACGGCUCCCUGCACAACGAGCGGCGCCUCCCAGACGGGUCUUUAGCUGCGAACAGCGACCAAAUGGCCCGCGCGUGGGGAAGGCCUGGUCUGCCCAAAGACGCUUGCAAGACGAAGGUCAUCGAUGAGACCAAACAGAAGAGGGUCUGGGAGCUGUGUGACGUCAUCACCCAAGAACCGCUCGCGAAGUGCGGUAAAGUUCUCAGCUUAGACAAAUGGCGCAACAUCUGCUUGGAGAAGAUCUGCAAGUGCACCGACCUCAUAGUGAACGGCACCAAGAAGACCGAGGAAGAAUGCCGCUGCCUGCUCGUGGAGAAACUCGUGGCUGAAUGCCUCGCGGCCGAUAAGGAUGUCGAUAUAUCCGAGUGGAGAAUGAAGCUGAAUUGCCCUGCGGAAUGUCCGCCACCGCUGGUCCACUUCGACUGCUACCGCAAGCGCUGCGAGCCCUCGUGCCCGACACAAGGUGUAGCUCAGACGGACUGCCCGGCGGAGGACGGCCAGUGCUUCCCGGGCUGCUACUGCCCGCCCGGCACCUACCGCCGGGGCCAGCAGUGCCUGGCGCCCGACUCCUGCCUCGACUGCGCAUGCAAAGGCGUGGGCACUCCUGCCGGGUACACGACGUUCGAGGGAGACAGCUUCCCAUUCCUCGGGAACUGCACUUACUUGGCUUCUCGGGACAGGAAUGAGACUGGACAGCAUAAAUACGAGGUGUACGCAACAAAUGGGCCAUGCGAAGACAACGCAAACGUCACCUGCACCAAAACGAUUCAUGUGAUCUACGAGAAGAACGUCAUCCAUAUUAGCAAAGAUGCUGCCAGCAAGAAGUUGGCGACAACAAUCGGCAACGAGCUGGUGUUCAAGUACCCCGUGAAGAAGGACUGGGUCACCAUCAGCCAGCUCAACGGGAGAGACGUCAUGGUAAUGCUGACCGACGCUCAUGUUGAGGUCACAGUGCUGGCGUCGAAGAUGGAGCUAUCAGUUCGCGUGCCAACAUUCUUAUACAGCAACCGCACCGAGGGCCUGUGCGGCGUAUGCGCAGGCUCACACGAACACCUCAUCACUAGCAACGGGACUGAUACUGAUGAUUUUGAGGAGUAUGGCAAGAGCUGGCAAGCUACCCCAUCAGCUCUGACUACCCUGGAGAUCCCGCCGGAACAACAGCAGUGCGAUCAGCCACCGCCACCGCCGCCCUGCACGCCGCCGCCGGCCGAGGAGAACCCUUGCUAUAAUCUCUACAACCCGGAGGUCUUCGGAGCCUGCCAUGCCCUAGUGGACCCUCAGUCCUACGUGGAGUCGUGCGUAGAAGAACAGUGCUCCAUGAACAACAGCGACGUGUGCGCGACUCUAGCACGAUACGCGGACGCGUGCCGGCAGCAGGGCGUCUGCUUGACUUGGCGUUCUGCAGCCCUGUGUCCCUACCCUUGCGAGAAGCCGCUGGUAUACCGGGCGUGCGUGGACUGCGAGCGCACGUGCGACAACCACGACAACCUCGAGAAGCAUCCCGACAAGUGUACUAAUAAGCCUGUGGAAGGCUGCUUCUGCCCCGAAGGGAAGGUGCGAGUGAAUAACACGUGUAUCGAGCCAACCAAAUGCUUCCCGUGCGACGUGGAUAAAGAACACUAUGCUGGAGACGAGUGGCAGGAGGACGCGUGCAAGAAGUGCACGUGCAGCAAGUUACCGGGCGAGGCGCGCGCGCACGUGGCGUGCACCACGCAGGCCUGCAGCGCGCCCGUGUGCGCGCAGGGCGAGGACAUGCUCGCCAAACCCAAACCACCAGGCGCUUGCUGCGACCAGUACAUGUGCGUUCCAAAACCGCGAGCGGAAUGCGAGGAGCCAAAGAAGAUGGAGUGUGGCUUCGGGCAGGUGCUCAAGCAGAAAACCACCGCCAACGGCUGCAAAGAGUUCGCUUGUGAAUGUAAACCAGCCAGCGAAUGCGAACACAUCCCAACUGACGAAGAAGUGGACUUCUUAGAGCCGGGGCUCGAGCGCGUCAUAGACAACAGCGGCUGCUGUCCCAAGGUCAACAUGGUCUGCCGCAAGGAGGCCUGUCCCAAGAAGCCGGACUGUCCCAAGUUCCAGAACCUAGUCGAGUACAAUGUAACCGGGAAGUGUUGCCAGAAAUAUGAGUGCGAACCACCCAAGGACAAAUGCGUGGUGACACUGGAAUGGGAAGCGGCGCCGCGCGGAGGAGAGAAGGCAAGAGCGGAGCCCGAAGAAGUACUCAAAGAUAUCGACGAGGCAUGGUUGGACGGCCCGUGCCGUAGGUGUCGCUGCGAACGCUCCUCGCUCGGGGCUUCGGCGCAGUGCUCUGUGACGGAGUGCCCGGCGUCCCUAGCAGCGAGCCAGUUCGUGCUGGAGCCCCGCCCAGUGCCCUUCGCUUGCUGCCCGGCGCUGGUGCACGUCGCGUGUAGGGACGGGGAGAAUGUGUACCGGGUGGGCGAGAACUGGACGUCGCCGUACGACGUGUGCGAGUCGUACUCGUGCAGCGAGGCGGGCGACGGCAAGCUGGAGAAGCUCACCACCGUCAAGACCUGCGAGACCAACUGCCAGCCGGGCUGGAAGUACUUCCCAGCCGAGGCGUCGUCCAAGCAGUGCUGCGGCAAGUGCAAGCCCGUGGCCUGUGUUGUGGAUGGAAAAGAACACGUCAUCGGCGAACGCUGGACCUCGAAGGACUUCUGCGCCAACUAUACCUGCGUCGACCUUAACGGGACUCUCCAAGUGCAAAGCUCCAACGAGUCUUGCCCCGAUGUCCCGGAAGCCGUCCGCAAGCAGUUCGUACUGAAUGAAGACAUCCCGCCCGGACAGUGCUGCAAGAAACAGGAGCCAGUGGCUUGUCGAGUUGGCAACAAGGUCUACCAGGAGGGCCAGACCUGGCCUUCAGACGACCCGUGCAAGAACUUGACGUGUUCCCGCGACGUCACAGGGCGGUUAACACAUGCGGCCAGCGUGGAAGCGUGUUCAUAUGAAUGCAAGCGCGGCUGGGGCUACCGCGCGCCGCCGCCUGGCGUCUGCUGCGGCCGCUGCGUGCAGGAGAAGUGCUUGCUGGACGACGAGCUGGUGGAGCCAGGCACAACGUGGUACUCCGCUGACAACUGCACAACAUACACUUGCGAGAAGCUCGGCGAGGACCUGCUGGUGACGUCAGCGCGCGAGACGUGUCCCGACGUGUCGGACUGCGACCCCGAGGACCUGGUCAACGACACCUGCUGCCAGGUCUGCAAGGAGAAGCCCAUGGCGCUGAGUACGUGUACCCCAACCCUUCUGGCGGGCCCGGCUUCGGUUGGUGCCAUCCGCGCGGUGCUCAAACCGCACGGCGCGUGCUACAACGACCGCCCGCUCGUCGGCUUCUACGAGUGCCGCGGGUCAUGCGACUCCGGCACGCUGUAUAAUAACGUGACGGGCAUCCACGACUCCAAGUGCGAGUGUUGCACGGCCACGAGCUACGGCUCCGUGGACAUCUGGCUCGCGUGCGCGGACGGCUCGCGGCAGAAGCACCGCGUGGCUUCACCCAACAACUGCAGGUGCCUCGCGUGCGGCGCCAACGCCUCUGGCUGGCCAGGCAAGAAGCCAACGAAGGGCGGCGUCGACACCAUAGACUACGACAUCCCAGAGAUCUAUCAGCGCAUGCGCAUCCCCGACGCCGGCGCGCGCUAAACAUCGCAACAACUAUACAUAAGGCCCGUAUCACAGAACUACGCUCGAAACUCGAUUCAAUCUCAAGACAUUAAUGCCCUGUGAUUGGUCUAAUACCUAGAUGUAAUGGACAAUUUGACACCAUUCUCCAAUAAUUCGAAAUCACAACUUUUCUAAAAAGACACUUCAUUCUGGUCUUAAAAACUUAAUUAAUUUUAAAUUACCUGUAAAUUACGAUUUUUGGUCGCAUUGUAAUUGAAAAAAGUAGUUUGAGUUGACAAAACAGUGACGUCACUUGCUCGUAGUGACAUAAAAAAUCUAUGGGAGAGUUUCGUUUUGUCAGUUUUAAAAAGUACGUCAAUUAAUUGGUGGUGUCAACAUGUCUAUUCGACCAAUCAAAGGCCUCAAUCUGUGCUUUUUGAUCUCUGUUCUGUAAUACGCACCUAAAACUACUCUUUAUUUUACGAUCUCUACGCAACAACCAGUGCCAAAGUUUAUUAUAAGGACAUAAAAAAUACACACAUGUAAAUUGAUCACAUCAAUUGUAUUCUUGUAAAUAUUCAAUAAAUACUGCUGAUAUAUUAUGGAAGUCUUUUUGUCAGAAUUUGUCGAACAAUAACAGAAUAGACACAAUAAUUAUAUUCACAAAGUAUAGUAUUACAUCUCAAAGCUUCAAUAAGACAAGAAUUCGUUAGAAAGGUAAAAAAAUAGACGAACAUUUACAAAAAAUAAGAUCUAGUUGUCUUUUUGAGUUCUGCAAAAAAUGCGAGGUGAUGUAAUUAACAUUAGCCUUAAAUAACAAACUAGUUAUGCAUUAGAACAACAAAUCAUUCCUUGGAGAUCCC
Messenger RNA from Ostrinia furnacalis (Asian corn borer), 5882 nucleotides. Its product is annotated as hemocytin-like. The record is from RefSeq and is a predicted model, not a curated record. Gene Ontology annotation, molecular function: protein binding. NCBI's taxonomy places the organism in Eukaryota, Metazoa, Arthropoda, Insecta, Lepidoptera, Crambidae. The transcript is spliced from 33 exons. Bases 1 to 5058 code for a protein of 1685 amino acids.